AUUCUUUGAUAAACGUACUACCGCGUUUUAACAAACAUCCACAAACCCAAUUUUUAUAUUUUUGUCCUUUUUACAUUUUUUUACCAUUAUUUAUUUCUACAAUUACCUGUUAAAGAAAGCCGAUUAACUGCUCAGCUAAUGAAAUCCCUGCUUUUCACUCUCGCCAUUCCCAUGACCAUGGGAGCGUUCACCUCGGUUGCACCCGCCGCCUCCAGCGCCGAAAUCUACAACCUAGGCAUUCUCGAUGCCCUUGACCGUAUCGCUGCCCCCCAAGCAUCCGCCAGUGUGCAGUGCCAGGGCGAUUGCCAAAACGAAAACCUUGGCACCCCAAAUGCCAGCCACGACCUGACCCGAGGACUUGUCCGUGCCAUCUACAAUGAGUUCAUGGAGCCCCUGACUGCAGAGACCCCUGCGUCGGAUAACCACCUUGUCAUUAAAAACACACCGGUCCUUGAUAAUCUUUUUAAUUUCAUUAAUGACAAGGCAGGGUCGGAGGUAAAGCGCGUGGAUAGAUGGGCUUCCAAAUUGCAGGCUGCUACUAGUGUUGUGGCGGCGGAUUCCGACGCUUCGGCUACACCAGGGUUUGACUUUAAUUCGUGGGCUGAUAGAGUGGAUAAUGCCGCGCAUAGACUGGUUAACAAUGUGAAUGGCGUGGUUAUGGGGUUCCUGGAUGAGAACGAGGCUGAUGCUGUUGUUGCCACGGCUAACCCGGAUAACGCAGCACCGACAGCAUCCCCUGCUCGUUUCCUCUGGUUCUAAAUUAUAAACAAUUUAUUUCUUUACAAUAUACUUUUUAUUUUUUUUAUGAAAUUACAUUAUGAUACACAAAAAAGCAAAUACAAAUACAAAACCAUUUUUUUAGCUAAUCGAAUAACUUUCAAGACUAUAUGCGCUGGAGGCAUUGCUCGACGUCGCUCCAUGGAUUCCCCCUAUACUUCAU
Messenger RNA from Kickxella alabastrina, 940 nucleotides. RefSeq lists its product as uncharacterized. The record is from RefSeq and is a predicted model, not a curated record. Lineage: Eukaryota; Fungi; Kickxellomycota; Kickxellomycetes; Kickxellales; Kickxellaceae. The transcript has a single exon. Bases 139 to 759 code for a protein of 206 amino acids.